AUGGGCUGGCAUCACUGUUAUCCAUCACGAUGGGCUGGCAUCACUGUUGCCCAUUGCGGCCGGGCUGGCAUCGCCGUUGCCCAUCGCAGCCAGGCUGGCAUCACUGUUGCCCAUCGCGGCCGGGCUGGCAUCACCGUUGCCUAUCGCGGCCGGGCUGGCAUCGCCGUUGCCCAUCGCGAUGGGCCCGGAUGGGCUGGCAUCACUGUUGCCCAUCACGGCCAGGCUGGCAUCACUGUUGCCCAUCGCGAUGGGCCCGGAUGGGCUGGCAUCGCCGUUAUCUAUCACGAUAGGCCCGG
Colletotrichum graminicola M1.001 is the source of this 296-nucleotide messenger RNA. RefSeq lists its product as uncharacterized. NCBI's taxonomy places the organism in Eukaryota, Fungi, Ascomycota, Sordariomycetes, Glomerellales, Glomerellaceae. The record is from RefSeq and is a predicted model, not a curated record. The annotation marks the transcript as partial. The transcript has a single exon.